AUGGCAACCACAGAGCCCAGCACAUUAGAAAAUGCGCUUGCACUUCUUUGUAUUACUAUGGUAUCAUUAUUCGGAUUGACCGGCAAUGGCUUAUCAAUUUUUAUCACAACUACAAAUUCACAUUUUCAGAAUGCCUAUGGCACUCUGCGUACUAUAGUUUUGCUGUGUAAUAUACAAACAAUAUCAGUUUUAUCGAUAUGGAGCGCUGUUGUUAUAUUAACGGGUUUCCGUGAACUAUCAUCACCGACAUAUUUCAUCGCCUUAAUACCCGGAUGUUUGGCAAAUGCGUCUUUCUACGGAGUAGUAUUGGUAAAUUUGUUAAUUGCAGUGAAUAGGUACUGCGCAUUUGCAUAUCCUUUGAAAUAUCACAUUUUUUGGACCGUACCGAAAGCUCGCUGUGCGGGAAUUAUUGUCUAUUUCUUCGGGUUCCUACCGUGUUUGCCCAGCAUUUUUGAACCAUGUACCCUCAUUUUUAAUACGGAAUUGGAUUUUCGUUGGAGUUACAGCAACACGAGUUGCGGUAAGAUAAAUUCGAUGCUCGACACAAUGUUGGCUAUUUCGAUGAUAAUCAUAGCAGAAUGCAUCGACUUCAUGACCUAUGAAUUGUUUAUUCGUUUCCAGUCGUGUAUCAGUGGACUAACGAUGAUCAUGCAUGCUCUUGUCUUUAAUAUUGGCCCACAUUUUCUGACCAAUAAAUGGGCUUUAUUUGUUGUCACGACAAUUAAUUGGGUAGCAGUGCAUGUAUUGGAUGGGUGA
Molecule: messenger RNA, 756 nt
Organism: Cercopithifilaria johnstoni
Lineage: Eukaryota; Metazoa; Nematoda; Chromadorea; Rhabditida; Onchocercidae
Source: the annotation of a GenBank genome assembly